Molecule: messenger RNA, 1685 nt
Organism: Papilio xuthus (Asian swallowtail)
Lineage: Eukaryota; Metazoa; Arthropoda; Insecta; Lepidoptera; Papilionidae
Product: cytochrome P450 6B5-like
Exons: 2
Coding region: 50-1549 (499 amino acids)
Molecular function (GO): oxidoreductase activity, acting on paired donors, with incorporation or reduction of molecular oxygen; monooxygenase activity; heme binding
Source: RefSeq, a predicted model, not a curated record
AAAUUUGUUUACAUUUGUGAAAAACUGUGCGCAGUGACGGUAUUUCAUAAUGUUAACGAUAAUAUUAUUUACAUCAACUUUGUUGGUGGUUUUAUAUCUUUACUUUACAAGGAAUUUCAACUAUUGGAAAGAGAGAAAUGUUGUGGGACCAAAACCGGUCGUAUUUUUUGGCAACAUCAUGGAAUCUGUGAUACGACGAAAGCACUUGCUUAUGAUCUAUAAAGAUAUAUAUGAAGCAUAUCCAGAAGAGAAGGUCGUUGGAAUUUAUAGAAUGACGACGCCUUGCCUCUUCCUGCGCGACUUGGAUGUUAUAAAGCAUGUUAUGAUUAAGGAUUUUGAAUUAUUUACUGAUAGAGGAAUUGAAUUUAGUGAAGAAGGUUUGGGUCUUAAUAUCUUUCACGCCGAUGGUGAUAGAUGGAGGGCUCUGAGACAACGUUUUACACCUCUAUUCACGUUGGGUAAGCUUAAGAACAUGCUGUAUUUGAUGUCUGACAGAGGCGACAAGUUCAUCAAUAACGUUGAGAAGAUUUGUGAAAGUCAACCAGAGCAACAUAUCAUUCCCCUAGUUCGAAAGUUUACCAUGGCUUCAAUAACUGCUUGUGCCUUUGGUUUGGAUUUAAAUGAUGAAUUAUUUGAAGCUUUAGAAAAAAUGGAUAGUGUUAUCUUCAAUUCUAAUUAUGGAUUCGAAUUAGAUAUGAUGUAUCCUGGUAUUUUGAAAAAGAUUAAUGGAUCAAUCUUUGCUAAGUCGAUAGGUCCAUUUUUUGACAAUCUAACAAAAAAUGUCAUCCAACAGAGAGGUGGAAUACCAUCGAAUAAGAAGGAUUUCAUGGAUUUAAUUCUAGAAUUAAGGCAAAAGAAGUCGAUUGAAGCGAUUAAGAAACAUGACGAUGCAGGUGUGACGGCUCUUGAACUGACCGACAGUGUGAUCGCUGCGCAGACAUUUGUAUUCUAUGCAGCUGGAUAUGAAACCAGUGCUUCGACUAUGGCUUACAUGAUGUAUGAAUUGGCAAAGAAUCCUGAGAUACAAGACAAAGUUGUUGAAGAAAUCAACAAAGUACUUUUACGUCACAACGGUGUUAUAACAAGUGACACUUUACAUGAUAUGACAUAUCUCAUUCAAGUCUUUCAUGAAACAUUAAGAAAAUAUCCGGUAGCAGAUCUUUUGAAUCGUAAUGUUAAAGCUGAUUAUCCAGUUCCUGGCACUAAUGUUACUCUCAAGAAAGGACAAACCGUAAUUAUGUCCGGUUUUGGUAUUCAUCAUGAUCCUAAGUAUUAUCCAGAUCCGGAAAAAUUUGAUCCUGAACGCUUCAGUCCUGAGAAUGUGAAAAAUAGGCAUCCAUGUGCGUUUUUACCCUUCGGUGCUGGUCCCAGAAAUUGCAUAGGUAACCGGUUUGCUAAAUGGCAGGUGCAAGUUUGCAUCAUCAAGUUCCUGUCGAAGUUCCGACUGGAGCCGUCUUCAAAAACUAUGGCCGAAUUCAAAUACGGUCCUAAACGACUCUUUGUUUAUCCCGAAUCUGGAAUUUACUUGAAUAUUUUACCAAGGAAUUAAUGAUCAUGAAACAACGAAAACAAUUGACGUCCGCAACCGAGACAUGUAGACAGAAAUAAUAAUUUGUGAUAGUGUGCUGAUAGUCCUACUAGUAUAUAACUUAAUAUAUAAUAAGCAAGUAAAUAAUAAGAUACGA